Messenger RNA from Mercenaria mercenaria, 4899 nucleotides. RefSeq names its product exportin-T-like. Gene Ontology annotation, biological process: tRNA re-export from nucleus. Gene Ontology annotation, cellular component: nuclear pore; cytoplasm; nuclear matrix. The record is from RefSeq and is a predicted model, not a curated record. The coding region runs from base 123 to 3080 and encodes 985 amino acids. Lineage: Eukaryota; Metazoa; Mollusca; Bivalvia; Venerida; Veneridae. Gene Ontology annotation, molecular function: tRNA binding; small GTPase binding. The transcript is spliced from 26 exons.
AUAUAUAACAAGUUGAUCACAAACAACUACAGAUAAAAAUGUUAAUGUACUGAUGAAAAAGACACGAAAUUAUGAAUAAAUUCAGUUGAUAAGUGUGAUCAAAAUAUGGAUAUUAUUUAGAAAUGAUGUUCCAAUGGAAUCAUUGCACUCAGUCAGCAUGGUGUGUAGAUUUUUAUCCUACACAGUCUUACAUAUAUACGAUGGAUGACGAAGCACUACAGGGACUGCAGUCACUGGCCAGUCGCAUAGAACAGACAAGGGCAUUACAGUAUUUUGAGCAGUUGAAAGCCUCAUCAGAUGGUUGGAAGCUGACAGCGCAGGCUCUCACAAGCGGAUCUUAUGAAGGCAAUGACCAUGUGAAGUUCUUCUGCCUGCAAGUGAUAGAGUAUUAUCUCAGAACAAGGUAUGGUGAAGGUAACCAAGAGGAACAUGCAUUGGUAAAAAACUUGAUAGCCAGGCUCCUUCAACUUCAGGGUCAGCGUCAAGACAAGAGUUUCCUGCGGAACAAAGUGUCACAGAUUAUCUCCCUUGCAUUUGUUAUUGACUAUCCAGUACGAUGGGUGCGGUUCUUCUCGGAUCUACUGCAGAGUUUAAGCAUUGGACACCUGGCUGUAGACAUGUACCUGAGAAUACUGCUUCAGAUUGACUCUGAGGUGGUUGACAGGGAAAUAGUUCACACACCACAGGAGACAGAUAGAAACACAAGAAUUAAGGAUGCAAUGAGGGAUCAUAGUGUGUUACAGUUGGCAGAAUCAUGGCUACAGAUUAUGAAUGAAUACAGCAGCACUCAACCAGAGAUAGUGUGUAUGUGUUUAGACGUGGUUGGUAAAUAUAUCUCCUGGAUAGACAUUGGUCUCAUAGCAAAUGAUAAGUUUGUACCAGUUAUAAUUCGCUUUAUGUCUAUGCCUCUGCUGAGGGAGAGUGCCUGUGACUGCAUACAUGAAAUCAUCAGCAAAGGAAUGGAUCCAGUCGCCAAAACAAAACUUGUUGAGUCAUUUACUGACGUGUUGGAGAAUGUAGGAGUACUCAACCUUUCAGAGGAUGAAGAUGGAGAUUUUCUGGCAAAGAUGGCAAAGUUAAUUAAUUGUAUGGGAGUACAGUUGAUUUCUUCCUGGCAAAAGUUGCUUAAGGUGGAUGCCCAGAAGGCAGGAGAAACUUUGGUAGCUGUAGAAAACAAGGUCAGCCUGCUGUUCCGUUUCCUUGGUGAUGAAGAUGAUGAUGUGUCAGGAGCAGUGGCUACAUUCACCACAGAUUAUAUAUCUCUGCUGAAACAGAUGGAUCCGAUUACUCCCAAACAGAGAGAAAAUAUUGAGGCUCUAUUGUACAUCCUUAUUAAGAAGAUGAAAUUUGACGAGUCGUACAAUUUUGAACAUGAGGGUGAGGAUGAAGCUAUGUUUAUGGAGUAUAGGAAACAGUUAAAGACAAUCUUCACCAAUCUUGCAUCGUUGGAUUCACAGCUAGUGUUGAUAACAGUUCACAAUAUAGUAACACAUACCCUGUCUCAGUGGAAGAACAUGGAGCUGAAGGAUAUAGAAGUGGCCAUCACACUGCUCUAUACACUUGCUGAGGCUCUGCCAAGUUCUCAAGGGCAGCACUUCACAGGGGAUGUAACCAAAGCAACUGCUUUACAAGAAAUGAUGAGAUUGUUGAUAACAAGCCGUGUAAGCUGCCAGGGUCAUAUGAUUGUUAUGAUUCAUUUCUUUGAGACUGUUGUAAGAUACGAGAAAUUCUUCCAGUGUGAACCUCAACAUGUCCCAGAUGUUUUAAUGGCUUUCAUGGAUGAGCGAGGUUUCCACCACAGAUCUUCCCAGGUCAGAAGUAGGGCCUCUUACCUAUUCUCAAGAUUUGUGAAGGGACUCAAAGGACAGAUCAAUAAUUACAUAGAUGAUAUCUUCAAGAGAAUUGGUGACCUGCUUGUACUGAAUACACCAGACAAUGGGUACCAGCAUCUCCUUAGUAAUGAUGAUCAGCUGUUUGUGUAUGAGACAGCAGGAAGUCUCAUUGUGUCCAGUAACUUCCCACCUGAGAAAAAGUCAGCAUUGAUGAAGCAAGUACUUGCUCCUAUAGCUGCCAAGUUUGCACUGCUGAUGGAGAAAAUGAUUGCAGAGAAAGAUGAAAACAAACAACUAGCAUAUGCACAAAGCAUUAAUAAUGCGAUGGCUUUAGCCAGCCGAGCUAGUAAAGGUUUUUCUAGCCAGCAGACGAUGCAGAACUGUGGUUGUGAGGGUGUAUUUGUCGAGUUGUUGCAGAUCUUUAUUCAGGCUGUUACUGUUCCGGUACAUCGGCAGCUGAUUCAUGUCGGUGUCAGACAGUACAUGCACCGUAUGGUUGUGUGUCUAGAGAAGGAGAUUUUACCUUUCGUUCCAGUUGUUCUAGAAAAUCUCCUCAAACAGCCAGAUGCCAGGGAACUGCAUGAUUUCAUUCCUUUAAUGAAUCAGAUGAUUAUGAAAUUUAAGAGUGCAAUAUCACCAUUCCUACAAGAGGUGUUCAUGCCAGUGGUCAGUACAAUAUUUCGUGUGCUAACCCAGCCUACUGAUGACCUUGACCAGGUUGCGGUUGCUGAUAAACGGUCGCUACAGAAAAGUUACUACCAGUUUAUUUCUACAAUAGUCAGCAAUGAUGUUCUUGAUGUGCUCAAAAACCAGGAAGUUCACAAUCUUCACCAGGUGUUGAUCACUAUUGUUCAAGGUGCCACCGAGUUUCCUGAUCCUUCUAGUCAGAAGACAUGUUUCAAUAUCUUGAAGAGACUUGUAGCAGCUUGGGGAGGCAAGGAUGGUUUACAAGGAUUUCCAGACUUUGUUUAUAAGAGUAUCAUUCCAGCUUGUUUCAUGGCCCCAAUGAAACCAGAGUUUGAUUUAAAAGAUGCACAAACAACACUGGCUCUUAAUGAGGCAGCAUUGUGUCUGAAAUGUGUACUGGAACAGAGGGGAGACGAAAUGAUCAACUAUCUACAGGGUGACUAUCUGCCCACACACAGACUGUCACCUGAUCAAGCACGAGAAUUCUGUGAUGCUCUCAAAUCAGAAAGCAAAUUAUUUAGGAACUAUUUUAAGACAUUCUUCACAAAGGCGAAGUCAUGACCCCGGUGAUGCACCUACACGGCAGUAGGUGACCCAACAGUAAAUACACAUGUACAGUGAUAAACUUUAAACCAGUGUUUCAUCAUAGAUUUAUUUAAUUACUAACAGUUUGACUGCAUAAAGUGAUUAACUCUUUAAUGACCAAACAUAUUUCACGAGGAUGCGUAGUUUUGAGAAUGAAGUAUAGAGUAUAUGUAAUUCAAAAGUGAUUAUUUAUAAUUCAUUUGAGAUGCAUGUGUUUGUGAUUGCUUUAAAGCGGGUAUAGUACAGUACCAGGUGCUAAGAUUCACGAGGCGAGGACAUAGCAAGAGGAGAUUUACAUGGGCAUGAACAUGAUAUGUCAUUUAAAGAUCUAAAACUUCAUGCAGGCAUUAGCUUAAUUUAUCUUGUGUUAUUAAUGUUUAUAAAAUGUUAUUUAUCAUAAAGUUCUUAAAAGAAAAAGAUGGAACUGUCCCUGCUUAAGGUAGUUCUGCACGUCUGAAAUACUGGAAGUAAUAGUGUCACUUCAUUAAUCCGGAUAACGUAGAAUAAAUCCUUGACUUGACAUAUGGAAAUGAAAACCAUUUAAUAAAUUAGUGGCAACCCAUGGGUAAAUUUAUUAAAAUGGCAACACUUGAACAGUACUGUUUUUGAAAAGAUAAAAUAUGAUAUAAUAUCAUUGACACAUUAAGUCAGUAAUGUCUGAAAACUCAACUCAGAAUGCGCAGGUCCCUCAAAUCAUUAGCAAAUAUCUCAGAAACAAGCACAGGAACCUAUACCUGUUAUUUUACCAUAUGAUAGAUAAUAUUUUUGUAUACAACUGUGAGAAUUUUCAUUAAAAUAUGCUAUGAAGAAAAAUUUCUAUUCACGAAAAAGUUAUCAAAAUUUCAUAAUUUUCCAUAGACUCCCAUUUAAAUAUGACAACUUUCAUGAGGCCAAAUUUUUCAAUCAUUCUAGCAAAAAAGCAUGUCACGGAAUCUUUUUAAUUCAAUAGAUUUUCUAGAUAUAUUCUGAAGUUUUGAAAAUCUGGGUUUAACCAAAUUCUAAGUGAUAGAAAUUACUUUGAUUGGAACAUGCAGAACUACCUUAAUGAGAAAGUGAAAUUCUUUCUUAAAAGUGUAAAAUUUGUAGUAAAUAAAGAAAUUUUGUUGUUUGCCAGGUCUCCCACUGAAUGUUCAGUUAAAAAAAUCUUCUGUCAAAACUUUGCUAGCAUUUUUUCAUGGCAUUUCAUAUGCAUGAUUUUGAAAAAGCAUUUACUGUUGACAAUGAAAAGGCAUAAAUGGAAAAAGUAUGAAAGUUUCAAACGUACAUGUAGUACUAUAAUCAUAUGUAAUACACUGCCAUAUAUUCUUUAUAACAAGAUAUUAUAGACUCUUCCUUGACAUUUUCAGAUGAAAACUCCUACAUUAAGUAUUUGGGCACCUAACUUUUAUAAUUUGAUUAUGAUAUUGAUAUAAAAAUGGAAUGUGCCAACUGAUUGCGAGAUAGUGCUAUUUGAUUUGAGAGUGUCUUGUUUAAGCUCGUGCAAGUAUCUGUUAUUUUACUUUAUUACCUAAGCAAUUGUUGUAUAUUGUUAAGUCGUAUCUCAAAUUUUACUGCACAUUUUAACCAAGCUAUGUUAAGUGGUUUCAAAUUUCUGUGUUGCAUACUGUAUGGUAAAUGUGUAUCGUGUAUCAAAUGAUUCAGGACACAUUUUUUAACACUGUCUUACCUCGAUUUUCUUCGAUCGUUAGUAAUGAUGAUGGGUUUCCCUCUAAGGUGUCGUUUUUCUCUGGAAGAUAUCCAGACCAGUCAGAUUCUGUUCAUUAUGAUUAGAAAAUAGACAGAUAUAUAACAUAUA